ACCUUGCAUUGUCGAUUAUAAUUUAUCUGCCCACUGUCCUUUUGGCUGAUUAUUGCUCCAACUAUCAUUACUUUUAUGGUCUAUCAUAUUAUUUAACAUCGCAUCUUUAAGCCAGCAUUAGAAUCAAUUAUGAAUCUCACGGCCGCAUUGAGGGUACAGCGGGCUUGCGUUGCCCGUCGCAGCAUCUAUCUUCCCCGGAGGACGACGCAAUGGCGCAGCUAUUCUUCUGCUGUUUCGGAUGAUACACUUCCCUUGAAAGGUAUACGAGUUUUGGAUAUGACACGAGUUUUGGCUGGUCCAUACUGUACCCAGAUUUUGGGUGAUUUAGGAGCGGAUGUUAUUAAAGUCGAACACCCCGUGCGCGGUGAUGAUACUCGAGCGUGGGGUCCCCCGUACGCCACGUACACGGAUGGGUCCGAAGGUCCAGGAGAGAGUGCCUACUAUCUUGGAGUAAAUCGCAACAAGAAAUCAAUUGGUCUGUCUUUCGCUCAUAAGUCCGGUGUUGAGAUUCUACACCGGCUGGCGAAGGAAUGUGACGUCCUCGUCGAGAACUACCUUCCUGGUAGCCUUAAGAAGUAUAAUAUGGAUUAUGAGACCCUGCGCUCCAUCAAUCCUAAACUUAUCUACGCCAGUAUCACCGGAUACGGUCAGACUGGGCCAUACAGUAACCGUGCGGGGUACGAUGUCAUGGUGGAAGCGGAGAUGGGUCUGAUGCACAUCACGGGUAGUAGGGAGGGGGAACCGGUAAAGGUAGGCGUUGCUGUGACCGAUUUGACCACUGGUCUGUAUACAUCGAAUGCCAUUAUGGCAGCCUUGCUUGCGCGGGCGAGGACUGGUAAGGGACAGCAUAUCGAUGCGUGUCUGAGCGACUGUCAGGUUGCGACCCUGGCGAACAUUGCCAGCUCCGCUCUGAUCAGUGGUAAGAAGGAUUCGGGAAGAUGGGGAACCGCACACCCAUCCAUUGUGCCUUACCGAAGCUACAAGACGCUCGAUGGCGAUAUUCUUUUCGGAGGCGGGAACGAUAGACUGUUUGGUGUGUUGUGCGACCGACUUGGACACCCGGAAUGGAAGACCGAUCCCCGAUUCGUUACCAACAGUGAUCGCGUAAAGCAUCGUACGGAUAUUGAUGGUUUGAUUGAGGAAACUGUCAAGCAAAAGACCACGCAAGAGUGGCUUGAGAUCUUGGAGGGCAGCGGCAUGCCCUAUGCCGCAGUCAAUGAUAUUCAGGGAACGUUGAACCACUCCCACGUCCAAGCACGAGGCAUGGUCGCAGAGGUCGACCAUCCAGCCUGUGGACCCAUCAAAUUGGUGAAUACACCCAUCAAGUAUUCCCACGCAACCCCUGGCAUCCGGACACCGCCCCCAACCCUGGGGCAACAUACGGACGAGAUAUUGGGGGAGGUACUCGAGUAUGGCAAGGACGACAUUGCUCGGCUGAAGAAGGAUGGCGUAGUAGCAUAGAUUAUAUCAUACAGGAGCUCUGCUCGUCCGACUUGGCUGGUGGAUUGCUCUAGACUGCGUUGAAGAGCCGGUGGUCCGGAAGGUCACGCAUCUGCAGGAAUAAUCCCUACAUGGUUAGUUUUUCGUGCGACUACCGGCUCAUCCGCGCUGAAGAGUCCCGGAUAUCAUAGAGAAAUAGCUAGAAGAGAAUAACCUCAAUCCAGCCAUGCAUAUUGGACAGUGUGCCGCUGGCAGUUACACAAUUAAAG
Aspergillus piperis CBS 112811 is the source of this 1709-nucleotide messenger RNA. RefSeq names its product CaiB/BaiF CoA transferase family protein. Bases 130 to 1461 code for a protein of 443 amino acids. The record is from RefSeq and is a predicted model, not a curated record. Gene Ontology annotation, molecular function: catalytic activity. The transcript is spliced from 6 exons. NCBI's taxonomy places the organism in Eukaryota, Fungi, Ascomycota, Eurotiomycetes, Eurotiales, Aspergillaceae.